AUGAGUCUUAUACCCCUGUCCAUUCUUUUGAAUAAGCAUGACAUAGGAUACUCUCUGGAGAAGGGAGGUCGACCGAAAGUGUCACAUAGGCUAUACAUGGACGACCUCAAGUUGUAUGCCGAGAGUGAAGACGAAAUGCAAACACUGGUUGAUACCACAGCAGAGUUCAGCAGUGACAUAAAAAUGGAAUUCGGACUAGAGAAAUGUGCCGUGGUGAAGGUGAAGAAGGGAGCAAGAGCCGUUUUCGAAGGCAUCUCCCUACCCACAGGUGAACAGAUCCAUGAGUUGGAGGACGACGGCUUUAAGUAUCUGGGAAUACUAGAAGCCAAUGAUAUAUUGCACAAAGAGAUGAAAGCACUGGUUACAAAGGAGUAUAUCAGAAGAGUUAAAAAGGUUUUAAAAUCCCAGCUUCAUGGCAGGAAUAGUAUACAAGCAAUUAACACCUGGGCUGUACCUGUGAUAAGAUAUGGAGCUGGAAUUCUCUCAUGGAAUGCUGGAGAGACCAAAGCCUUAGAUGUCAAGACCCGGAAACUGAUGAGGAUAAAUGGAGCUCACCACCCCCAAGGAGAUGUUGAUCGGUUAUACGUAAGCCGUCAACUGGGUGGCCGUGGGCUACAUAGUAUAGAGGAAGUCGUAAAGAGAGAGGAGAAUGCACUCACCACUUAUGUGGUGAGAAGUAGAGACCCAGAACUGAUUGCUCUAAAGGACUACUUUGUCAAAGACAAGAUACUCUUGGGUGAAGAGAUAGAGAAAGAUAUCGACCGAACACAACGCGAGGAAAUCCGAAAGGAGAAGUGGACUGCUAAAGUGAUGCACGGACAGUUCCCAAGGCAGAUGAUGGGUAUAGCGGACCCGUUAACCUCUUGGAACUGGCUCACUCAACAAGACUUGAAGAAGGAGACAGAAGGAUUGUUGAUAGCAGCCCAAGACCAAGCACUUAGGACGAAUUAUGUGAAGCACAGGAUUGACAAAACACCUGGCUCUUCUCCCCUCUGCAGACUCUGCAGAAAUCAUUACGAGACAAUAGACCACAUACAGAAUGGGUGCCCAAAACUUUCACAGACAGAAUAUAAGUGUCGGCAUGACAAAGUAGCUGCCGCAUUGCACUGGAGUCUGUGCAAGGAAUACGGCUUCCCACGCAGUAAAAGGUGGUACGAACACCGGGCAGAGAAGGUGCUGGAGAACGAAAAAGUCAAGAUAUUGUGGGACUUCCAUGUCCAGUCGGACCACGUUAUCGAACACUGCAGACCGGAUCUCCUCCUGGUAGACAAGGUAACCAACGCAGCAACCAUCAUUGACGUUGCAGUCCCAGGAGAUACCUGGAUCCUGGAUAGAGAACAAGAAAAGGUACUGAAAUAUCAAGACCUAAAAAGAGAAAUUAAGAAGAACUGGAAUUUACGAAAGGUCACAAUCGUCCCUGUGGUGAUAGGCGCAUUAGGAACUAGAUCACCAUUAACUUUCGUAAACACCUCGACGCAGUCCACUGCAAUCUGA
Bolinopsis microptera is the source of this 1494-nucleotide messenger RNA. RefSeq lists its product as uncharacterized. The record is from RefSeq and is a predicted model, not a curated record. The transcript has a single exon. NCBI's taxonomy places the organism in Eukaryota, Metazoa, Ctenophora, Tentaculata, Lobata, Bolinopsidae. The coding region runs from base 1 to 1494 and encodes 497 amino acids.